Molecule: messenger RNA, 3078 nt
Organism: Biomphalaria glabrata
Lineage: Eukaryota; Metazoa; Mollusca; Gastropoda; Planorbidae
Exons: 5
Coding region: 130-1245 (371 amino acids)
Source: RefSeq, a predicted model, not a curated record
UCCAUUUGAACCACAACACCAAAGACAGAUCUGGAGAUUGUUUUUGUUUAUAUUUUGUCUACAUCUGUAUCUAGAUACAUAGAUCUAGAUCUAUAAGUUAGAUCUAAUUAUAUAAACAAAGUUGUAACCAUGGCAAAAUUUAUGGAAGUAGGUAUGGAGUUUGAGUCAUUUGAUGCAUUUCAAGCAGCAAUGGAACAAUAUGAAGAUAGCCACUUCGUGCAGUUUUCAAGAAUAGACUCACGAACAGUGGAGAAGGCACAGGAAACUUCACUCACAAAAACUUUUAAUCCUGAAAUAAAAUUUUCACAACUUCAUUAUGCUUGUACUUUUGGUCCAAAGAAAGCCAUGUCCCGGUCAAGUGGUAUAAGAAAUGCAACAUCUCGUAAAAUAGAUUGCCCGGUACGCCUGAGACUUGCUGCUACUCCAGAUGGUCAACGCUUGGUCAUAAAAGAAAGUAAACUAGACUGUCACAACCAUGAAGUGACUGAGGAGCAGUACCAGUCUCUGUCAAGGCAGAAGCAGUUGGAUGAAGAAACUGAAAAUGAAAUCUACAAUUUAAUCAGUAUGCACGAAGAUAAAAGGCUGGCUCGAAUGUUGAUACGGAAUAAGUUGACGAAAGAAACAGGAAGGACGAUAUCUGUGAAGGACAUAUUGAACAUUGAGAAAAGAGUGUCUAAAAGACUUGGGAAAGAUGAUAGUAGUACUAAAGAUAAAAAGGACAAUGAUGAUCAAGAUGAAGAUUCUAAAGAACCAAAUGAUGAAAGUUCCAAUGAAAAAGAUGACACACACGAAGAUUCUCAAGAAGAAGAUGGUGAAAGCAACCAAUCUAAAACAAACAAAUUAGUGCCAAAAAUAUCACCAUCUAGACCACAAAGGAAUCGAAGAGAACCAAGGCGAUUCCGGGAUGCUAUAGAAAAUGGGGAAAAGAUACUACACACAUCCAAAAACAAUGUUGUCAGCAUUCUGUCUCCUGAUGAUAUUGAUGACGACGAGUCCCCCACCUUCACCCUAGCAGCAAGUAAGAAAACAAAUGCUAAAGUUAAAGAAGAGGUAACCACGGUGGGUAGAAAAAGAAAAUUCAGAGCCUCUUCAGAAGACCAGGAAGUCAAUUCUAAAUCUGAUUUUGAGGAAAGAAAAUUGGCAAUAAAAGAGGAACUGCUUGAAAUGGAAAAGAAAAAGAUGAAAAUUUUACAAGAAAUUCUAAAAAAACUAGACAAGGUGAUAGAGAAUCAGAAAAAAAGCUGAAAGACUUAUUAAUUCUGUAUAUAUGUGGAUAUUAAUAUUUUGGUUUACAAGGACGGCAUGUUUUCAAUGCAUUUUCUUGAAAUGUAAAUACAUUUAUGUAAAUUGUGCUGGCCUCUCUAGCUACAUUUUCUCUAAGGUCUACAAGAUUACUUCCUGGUUUGUUGAACAAACAUUUUUGUUACUUCCAUAACUGACUUUGAUUAUCUUGAAUUAAAUACAAUGAAAUAUAAGAAGACUUAGUUCAAUGCUUAACAAGAACUGUGGUUUAAGCCUUCUCUUUCAUUGUGUUCAGAACACUCAUAUUCUUAACUGAUAAUUUACUUUUAAGCAAAGCCUUUUAAAUUUCAAUUUGAAAGAUGCAAUGUUAUUGGUAAAGGCAUUUUCCUUUUUUUUUAAUUUCAUACUAGAGUUCAAUGUUAAGUUUUUGUUUUUACACAAAGUGUUGACUCAGUAACUGUAUAACUGUGUGUAUGAGGUGGCAGGCAUGAAUGGGUUUCCCAUGUUCUUCAAAUGGCAGCAUUUCUGUGUUUUUGAAUGAAGAUUCAUUCUUGUCAAUAUGAUGAACAGAUAUUGGACAUGCAAUAGAACUAUAAACAAAUGCUGAAUGUUCAGCAGAACUCAAUGUAUUUAUUUAACAUGUUUUUAUCUUAAUAUGUAACAGGUUUUUAUCUUAACAUCAAUACAACUUGAUCAUGUAUUGAAACAAAAAAAAAAGUGUAUUUUUUUCUGUAGUAUGUUGGCAGUACAGCUAUAAACCACUUUUAGGCAACUUACAAACUAACAUAGGUUUUUGAAUUAAAAUAAUACAUAUUUUCAAGACAACAUGAAACUAUAAUGUAAAAUAACAAGAGAUACAUUUAGCACAGACUUUUUUUUUUAAAGUGCCUAAGUUGACAGAUUCUAUGUUAGCAUAGAAGUUAUAGUGACAAUUAUAUUGAAUUAUUUCAAAAUUUAAAUGUUUCUUUAUAGAAUCUAAAAGUGAUUAGUGUAAACAUUUAUAAAAUUACAGGUUAAAAAAAAACAACAGUAUAAAACGAAAUGGAAGCAUGUUCUAUGACAAUAACCACUGGAUUUUAUUGCCCUUUUCUAGAAUUACUUUCUGCUAAUAUUUUAUUACUUCCAGGUGCUUUUUAAAACUUAUCACAGGUUGAUAGUAAAACAAGAAAAAUUCAUUUUAUAGCUGUUUUGAUUCAUAAAGCAAGUUCAGGUAGAAGGAAUUAAAUUAUUGAACCAUUGCACUAAUCAAUAUUAGUCCCAAAGUACUGUAUUCCUCCACUUUGUCCAAUUUCCAUUAUAAACUAUAGUCAAGUUACUAACUAGCUAUUGACUGACUUGGCAGUGUUCUAAAGGACCUAGCAACAUCUUGUGUAAACAAACUAAAGAUGACUUGUUCAGCACAGUUGUUUCUUAAUGAUGGAGGGAUCUAAAUACAUUUACAAAUUGAAAAAAAAAAAGAUUCACUUCAUAGAAAAAAAGUUAGCAUAUGUACAAAAUAUAAAAUCUUAAACCAUGACUUUAAAAAUGUACAACAAAUAAAAAUUAAAAUAAUGGGUGCUAUCCAACUUUAAUUUUUGGUUAAAAUCAAUUAGCUGGUUAUGAAGAAGUACUUUAACAGUGUUACUGAUACAAUGAUUUAUUGAGUCUUAUUUAAAAUAAAUUUAAUCAUAGCAUUUACGAACACAAUUCAGUUUACAAAAGUCUCAGUAAUUGCUUUUUAUAGGUUGUAUUGUGUGUGAUCUGUAAGAAAGUUAUUUUCAUCCAGGUCAUUUUAAACAUUUGUUAGUUUCAAAUACUUUUAAAAGAUGCUACAUUAAAUUUUAUUUUUAUAUCAAA